Molecule: messenger RNA, 3571 nt
Organism: Bactrocera dorsalis (oriental fruit fly)
Lineage: Eukaryota; Metazoa; Arthropoda; Insecta; Diptera; Tephritidae
Exons: 2
Coding region: 363-1781 (472 amino acids)
Molecular function (GO): zinc ion binding; nucleic acid binding
Source: RefSeq, a predicted model, not a curated record
ACUGUCUGCUUGUCUAGGUAAACAAUAUCUGAGUCUGGCGCCGCGACUGUCUGCUUGCGUCUGGCGCCGUAUAGCCGUAUGUUCUGGUAAUUUCCAGACGCGAUAUUCUAGAAGGACACGUCGGCAUCAGCGAGAAGUGCGUGGCUAUAUAAGCCGUGGCAGCGCCAACGUAAUCAAUCAGUGCUAAGAGUAAACUGCUAUAGUGUAGACGAGUUGUGAAAUAAAGAGUUGUUGAAUUAAAUUAAACAGUGUUGAUUUUAUUUGUCAAUCCAGAGAUACGAACCUAACAAAGUAAACUAGCAAGCAGUAAAUUCGUAACAAUUGGUGUCAGAAGUGGGAUUGUCAAAUAAUCCAAAUUCAAGAUGGUUAAAUUCGGAGAAUUGAGAAUUCAGCAAUUAAAAAAGGAACUGGAGGAGCGUAAUUUGCCGAUAAGCGGGCAAAAGGCGGAUCUGCAGGCACGAUUACGUAAAGCAAUGGAAGCGGAUGGAAUUAAUGUGGACGAGUUCGAAUUUGAUGGGCCAGAAACUUCUACAAAGGUAGAAGAAAAAGUAGAAGAACAACGAACAUCAUCAAGUGCAGACAUGAACAUGCUGUUAGUGGCUAUACAGAAAAUAGCUGAAAAUACAGAAAAUGCAGUGCAAACAGGAAAUCGUCUGGCACAGCAAAUAGCUGAAAAUGCAGAAAAAGCAGUGCAAACAGAAAAUCGUCUGGCACAGCAAAUAGCCGAAAAUAUAUCACAAAUAACAGAAAAUGCAGUGCAAACAGAAAAUCGUCUGGCACAGCAAAUAACGCAAAUAGCUGAAAAUACAUCACAGUUAGAGUCUCGCCUUACACAACAAAUGACUGAAAAUAAUAUGCAGUUAGAAAAGCGUUUGGUACAACAGAUUACAGAAAAUAAUACACAAGUGCAAGAGAAAUUUUCAAAAUUUGAAGACGAAUUAAGCACAAUAAAAAAUAACGAAGAAAAUUUAAGAUCAGAAUUUCUUCAACUGAGUAAUCGUAUGCGAGAACUGCAACUGCAUGGCCCUGCACCAUCAACAAAUAAUCCAAGACUGAAGGCACCCACAUUCGAUGGAAGUAUUCCAUUUCAAAUUUUCAAACUUCAGUUUGAAAAGACAGCAAUGGCCAAUAACUGGAAUGCAGCAGACAAAGUGGCAUCCUUGUUUGUAUCAUUGAAAGGACCUGCGGCAGAAAUCCUUCAGACUAUUCCAGACUGUGAACGGGACAACUAUGAGGCAUUGAUGAGUGCGAUAGAAAGACGAUAUGGUAGUGAGCACCGGAAACAAAUAUACCAGAUCGAACUGCAAAAUAGGGGUCAGAAGAUGAACGAAUCAUUGCAAGAGUUCGCGACUGAAAUAGAACGACUGGCUCAUUUGGCAAAUGCAGAUGCACCUGCGGAUUACAUUGAGAGGGUAAAAAUUCAAUGUUUCAUAAAUGGAAUUCGUGAUGUGGACACCAAACGCGCCACAUAUGCCUUGCCAAAAAGAACGUUUGCUGAAACGGUUUCGCACGCCCUCACACAGGAAACAGCUUCCCUACUAAGUAAACCAGCACACAAAGUACAAAGGGUUGAAAUGGAACAACCGGCGCUGAUGGAAGAAAUAUUGAAGACUCUGAAGACAAUUGCUGCACCGCGAGUAAAUACAACAGGAAGAUGUUUCAACUGUGGAAAAGCGGGUCACUUUGCCCGAAAUUGCAAUAUAAAAGUAAACCCAUCAAAACGGAAACAACCAACAGAUAAUGAGGACGAAGCAUCCACAUCUCACAAGUCGUUAAACUAAAACGGAACAGUUCAAAGGGGCGUGAGCUGGUUCCCACAACUAUUUGCCCCGCCAUCUCGAUAUCACAAAUAGGUCGCCAUGACAACAAUCUUACUAUCAACGGCAUCGUAAAUGGACGACUGUCAACGCUUACUUUGGAUACUGGUGCCACACAUUCAAUUAUCCGACCGGAUGUGGUAAGAGGAACGGUUGAACCAUUAGUCGGUUGCAAGCUUCGAACGGCCACCGGGGAGGAAGCAGCUGUCGCGGGAAAAGUGUUUUGCAAAGUGAUGAUUGGUACCCUGGAAGUUAAUCACACCUUCAUCGUAGCAGAAAUCACGGAUGAAAUUAUAAUGGGAGUAGAUUUCAUGAUUGAUCACGGGUUACUUUGGAUUUAAACAAGCAAAUGCUGUUUUGCCAGAACAUGGAGAUGCCUAUAAACACCGGAUAUGUGACCAACGUUGAAAGUAAGAGGGUGAUUGUUGAUGAUAAUCAGAGUAUUCCACCAAAAUCUGAGGCGAUUGUAUGGGCCAAAGUGAAUGGAGGAGGUGGGACUGAAGAGUUGUGGAUUGUGGAACCAACAAAAAUAGAUACACCCAUAUUGGUAGGAAGAACGCUUGUGAAAACUAGAGAAGACGCCACCAUUCCGGUGAGAGUAGUGAAUGAAUUCAACACGCCUAUAAGGCUGAAGAAAGGAGCAGUAAUUGGACAGUGCCAGAAUAUAAGUGCAAUAGCACGAUGCGAACGGUCACAACAGAAGCCUACUAUUGAGCCACAGCAGAUAAGUCCUACACUCCUAAAUAAUUUGCUGAACGAACUGCAUGGAAAUGAAAAAUUAAAAGCAGAAAAACUAUUAGAAAAAUACGCAUCCAUAUUUGCAAACGAAGGAAACACAGGAAGAACCGGCAUUGUCAAACAUCGCAUAAAUACUGGAGACGCUAAACCAAUCCGACAAGCUCCGCGUAGGGUUCCACUAGCAAAACGUGAGGAUGCUAACAAAAUUAUUGAAGACAUGCACAAAAACGGUGUAAUCGAACCUUCAAUAAGUCCAUGGAGCUCACCUAUCGUCUUAGUUAAAAAGAAAGAUGGUAGCACCCGUUUCUGCGUAGAUUAUAGGAAGUUGAAUGAUGUCACAAAGAAAGACAGUUAUCCUCUACCAAGAAUCGACGAUACAUUAGACACCUUGUCUGGAGCGAAAUGGUUUUCUACAUUAGAUCUACAAAGUGGAUAUUGGCAAGUCGAGAUUGAUGAAUGUGACCGUGAAAAGAUCGCUUUCAGUAUGGGCGACGGGUUAUGGGAAUUCUCUGUGAUGCCAUUUGGGUUAUGUAAUGCGCCUGCAACGUUCGAGCGACUGAUGGAACAUGUGUUAAAAGGACUCAACUGGAAGACAUGUUUGGUGUACCUUGAUGACAUUAUCAUCAUGGGAAAAAGUUUUGAUGAUCAUCUGAAAAAUCUAGAGGAAGUCUUUCAGCGAAUAGCAUCAGCCGGAUUACGCUUGAAUCCCAAAAAGUGUUCAUUAUGGAAGAAGCAGGUCACAUAUCUCGGACAUAAAGUGUCAACUGAGGGAAUUCACACCGAGGAAGGAAAAAUAAAAGCAGUGAAAGAUUGGCCUCGACCCACCAACAUUCAUGAACUCCGCAGCUUCCUCGGCUUAUGCACGUGUUACCGCCGUUUUGUACCUGGAUUUGCGAACGUGGCUAGAAGUUUACAUGAUUUAACAAAGAAGAAUCGCCCGUUUGUAUGGCAGUUGGAACAAGAAAAAGCGUUUGAGCAGCUUAAGGAACUACUUUGUACGGCGCCGAUGUUGGCUU